AUGUCUACCGAAGCGAUCGAUUGGGAGGGUUUAUGGAGAGAAGGCAAGACCAUGUGGGAUGCGGGCCAACCAAGUCCUGCCUUGGUUGCUCUGUUUGAUAGCCAAGACACUAGGUCCCUUAUUCCUGAGCACGGACAAGGCUUAGUUCCGGGUUGCGGAUCAGGGUAUGAUGUUGUAUUUUUAGCUAAUAAGAAUAGACAUGUUACUGGCAUAGACUUGAGUAAAACUUGCGUUGAUUUAUUAGUCAAGAAUCACCCCAAUGCAACUGCUGAUAACUACGAUUUUAAGUGUGCUGAUUUUUAUAACUUUGACAUUCCUAAUGGGGGAUACGAUCUUGCUUAUGACUACACGUUUUUGUGUGCAAUGCCUGUUGCUUUACGACCUGACUGGGCAGCUCGAUACAGCGCUAUUAUUAAGAAGGGAGGUGUUUUGAUUACGCUCAUGUAUCCUAUCGAUGGCCACGAGGGAGGACCUCCAUUUGCUGUGAAUGAACAAUUGUAA
Molecule: messenger RNA, 501 nt
Organism: Mucor mucedo
Lineage: Eukaryota; Fungi; Mucoromycota; Mucoromycetes; Mucorales; Mucoraceae
Product: S-adenosyl-L-methionine-dependent methyltransferase
Exons: 5
Coding region: 1-501 (166 amino acids)
Molecular function (GO): S-adenosylmethionine-dependent methyltransferase activity
Source: RefSeq, a predicted model, not a curated record